AGAUACCACCAGAUGAACUCAAACAGUGCGCUUUAGCCUAUGUUCCACGUUGGUGGAAUAAGGGAGUGGUGGUGGGUGUGUCCGUGCUCUAUAAAUGCCACGUGCUCGUUCCGGAGGUGUCACAACGGGAUUGAACCAUUUCCAUUUCCCCAAAUCCACAGAUAUUUUAGCGGGAUAUGACACUUCUUACCAACCUAACCGUCAUGCUGGUUAUUGCCUGCAUAUCUCAGCAGUUUAUGGUGACUAACUGUCAAGGAUCCAAAAAAAGGGGGAUGAAGAAGAAAGAAAACCAGGGACCAAAGGACGGAGAGCAACCAAAGCCACCCGUCCAAUCUCCAGAUAAGAAAAACAGCAGCCCCAAAGGAAAUGUGUUCAAGGGCAAAUUCUCCGCCAAAAACAAGACGCAAUGCACUUGGGUUGCGACAGGUGACGAUGCCUUUGUGCUUAGCGUGAACUGUAAAAAAGGGCAAACAAGUUUCGACUGCGAAUAUGUGGCCAAACCAGCCACUUGCCCUGGGUACGUGUCCAACACCAAAGCCUAUUGGAAACAGAUUGCGCGCGCUCUAAAGAAAAAUAAGAAUUUAUGCUUUGACUCAACGGCUUUGAUUAAAGCAGGUAUGUGCAGAAAAGCUCCCAAGGACGCGCAUUUCAAACUUAACUACACACCCAGAGAUGUUGUUACACUUCCGAUGACUACAAUUCAGCCGCGUUCCUCUCUCUCUGCCUCUUCAUUCGGUGCCAAAUCUUGCGCAGUUGAUCAAAAGAGACUGGCGGAAGAAUAUUGCGCGGCUUCCUGGUCGAGUUUGUGUACUUUCUUUUUUUCCAUGGUCCAGAAUGAUGAUUGCUGAGAGUAUAAAUGUAUUUAAAUUUCCUCUCUCCCCAUUGAUUUAGUCAUAAACAAAAUUGACACGUGUUACUCCUCGGAGAUGUGUGCAUUUUGAUGGAUUGUGAUGGAUCAUUUUAUUUAAAAUAUCAAGACUGAUUGAGUUUCAAGAUUGAUUGUCUCAUACCACCCAUACCAAUUUUCCUUUUUUACCAUGUGUUGUAUUCAUUGUAAAGCCACAGUACUUAAUAAAUAUGUUUUCUAUGUA
Molecule: messenger RNA, 1091 nt
Organism: Oncorhynchus tshawytscha (Chinook salmon)
Lineage: Eukaryota; Metazoa; Chordata; Actinopteri; Salmoniformes; Salmonidae
Product: fibroblast growth factor-binding protein 1
Exons: 2
Coding region: 177-848 (223 amino acids)
Biological process (GO): cell-cell signaling
Molecular function (GO): growth factor binding
Source: RefSeq, a predicted model, not a curated record